CUCCACGCUUUUUACAGCGUACGCACGCGCACGCUCAUCUUCUCGUCUCUCUCUCUAGCUCACCUGGCCGACUGGCAGCCACGUACACGGAGCCGCUGCCACCUGCCGCGACAUGGCCGUCCUUCCUUUCAGGCUGCGGCUGCGCACGGCGGCCAUUUCCGGCCCGAGCCCCUCGUCUUCUGUCGUCUGUCCUAGCAGGCAGCACAGAGACGGUGGCUCCUUCUCCUGCCGCGCCGCGGCGGCAGCCGGGGGACCGAUCAUCGUCUCCGGGGACCCGCCCACGUUCGUCUCCGCCCCCGGCCGCCGCAUUGUCGCUGUUGGCGACCUCCAUGGUGAUCUCCACCAAACGAGGGCUGCACUGGUGAUGGCCGGUGUCCUGAGCACGGAAUCAGAUUGUCAUGUAUGGACAGGCGGGCAGACGGUUCUGGUUCAAGUUGGGGAUAUCCUUGACCGUGGAGAAGAUGAAAUCGCAAUACUGUCCCUGUUGAGUUCACUCAAUGUGCAAGCAAAAUCUCAAGGCGGUGCUGUGUUUCAGGUAAACGGAAAUCAUGAAACCAUGAAUGUGGAAGGCGAUUUCCGGUACGUCGAUCCAGGAUCAUUUGAUGAGUGUAUACGCUUCCUGGAAUACUUGGAGGAAUUUGAUGGCGAGUGGGAUGAUGCUUUCCUCAACUGGGUUAAUGUUUCUCAAAAGUGGAAGGAAGAAUAUCGGGUGUCGCCUAAUGGUGACUGGCUUCCUUUGAACUUUGUCAAGAAAAAUAAAGGGUUCGCUGCAAGAGCAUCACUUUUUAAGCAAGGUGGACCAUUAGCUUGCGAAUUGGCACGACAUCCUGUUGUCCUGAAUGUCAAUGACUGGAUGUUUUGCCAUGGUGGCCUUCUUCCCCAUCAUGUUGAAUACGGGAUCGAACGCAUCAACAAGGAAGUAUCGAAUUGGAUGCAAUGUUCAAGUGAAGACAUCGAUGAUACCGAUCUCCCCUUCAUAGCUACCAGAGGAUAUGACAGUGUAGUAUGGACUCGUUUGUACUCUCAAGAUUCAGUCGAAAGGACGCGGCGUUCUUGGGAUCUAUCUUCUAUUAUCGCUGAACAAACAUUGAAAUCUGUUGGAGCUAAAGGAAUGGUCGUCGGACACACUCCCCAGACUCGUGGAGUGAACUGCAAAUGUGAUGGUAAAGUUUGGUGUGUUGAUGUGGGCAUGUCUUAUGGUGUACUGCAUUCGAGACCAGAGGUCCUAGAAAUAGUCAAUGACAGACCAAGAGUUAUAAAGGGCCAGAGGGACUCAUAUGAUGAGAUGGAAGUGCUGGACUAUUUAUGAUACCUCGAAAUUUAUGUAUAUAAUAGGCAGCAUUUUACUGGGAAAGAUAUUAUACAAGACAGUUUUGGGUGGACACCCGGUUGACUAAAUUCUUCAGGACACAUAUACAUCAAAAGAUACCAACCGGCUUUCCAUAACGUGCUUUCCAGGACUGUUCACUCAGUCUUACAUCGCAAAGCAUCGGCUUGCUAAUGAGGCAAGGGACAUAAUAAUAAAUUAUGAGCAACAGCACUGUUAUCAUCUUCAAGUGUUCAUCAAGAAGGCGAAGGACAGCCGGGCACUCAUCCAUAGGAAUUGGAGUAAAGUUGUGUGUGCCAUACGCAUGGAGGAGACCACACUAUGGGCAUUUCGUUUUUUCUGCUUCGCCAACAACCCAGCAGGUCUUCACCUAGAAUGUUACCGUCUAUGAUGUUGAUGAUGUUAAAGAUUUUAGAUGUCAAAUGAGUACUGCUACUGUGCCACUUGUAUAUGUAUGCUAUGGUGCUAUUGUGAUAUCCAUUAAUUAUGCAAUGGUGGUUGACCAUUUGUUA
Triticum dicoccoides is the source of this 1839-nucleotide messenger RNA. Its product is annotated as shewanella-like protein phosphatase 1. NCBI's taxonomy places the organism in Eukaryota, Viridiplantae, Streptophyta, Magnoliopsida, Poales, Poaceae. Gene Ontology annotation, molecular function: hydrolase activity. The record is from RefSeq and is a predicted model, not a curated record. The transcript is spliced from 11 exons. The coding region runs from base 113 to 1309 and encodes 398 amino acids.